CGGAGGGCUCAGAUGAGGCUGGGUAUCCGGCGGUUACGAUUAGAGUCCAGCUUAAAGCCGCAUCACAGCCUGGCGAUGGACAUGACGUGCAAAGUGCUCAGCUUGCCAGGUGGGGAAAAUGGAAGAUGCACAAGCAGACCCACCAGGGAUAUGAAAGGUUGGAAGGAGAUCCUGAACACAUCUCUUGGAAUCCUGCAGCAGGGCGGAGUGAUUGGUGUGCCCACAGAUACCAUCUAUGGAAUUGCCUGCCUGGCUCAAAAUUCCCAGUCCAUAAGCAAUAUCUAUAAUGUCAAAGGACGCAAUGGGACCAAGCCAUUGGCCAUCUGUGUUGGGAACGUUGAGGAUAUUUACAGGUACUGCCGAGUAAAUGUCCCAGACCAAUUACUUAGGGACCUGUUGCCAGGACCAGUGACUCUGGUGAUGGAGAGGUCAGACCGGCUCAACAAGGAACUAAACCCUUUUACAUCUUUGGUGGGUGUCCGGAUUCCUGAUCAUGCAUUCAUAAGGCAGCUGGCUGAGGUCUGCUCAGAGCCCUUGGCUUUAACCAGUGCCAAUAUCAGCUCCCAGGAAAGCACACUCACAGUAGAGGAGUUUAGGGAUCUAUGGCCAAAGCUGUCUCUAGUUGUUGAUGGAGGCCCUAUUGGAGAACAUUCUAGCCCUGAAUGCAGACUAGGAUCAACUGUAGUUGACCUUUCCGUGCCUGGAAAGUUUACCGUGAUCCGAGAUGGAUGUGCUCUGACUCACACUGUGGAUAUCCUCUCAAACUCCUAUGGCUUGUUACCAAACUCCUGACAGCCCACCCUCAGGGCAAUAAGCCUUGGGACCAAUCAGCAGGCAGAGCAUGAGCAUCCCCUUUGCUGAUCAGACUGGAAGAUUUGCCAGUGGUGUGGUGAGGAAACACUGAUGCAUGGCUUAUGAUCUUAAACUAAUAGGUCAUGUUUGUGUCUCCAUCUUGGCAUGUGAACUGUCUUGUCACUUGGAACUGCAGAUGGGUUAUUGAAUCUGUCAAUUCAAGAAGGUUUUUAAUUUUGGAUCGGCCUUGUGUUGCUUAUUUUUUUUUUUUUAAAAAAAAAUGGAGACUGCUUUUUUUGCACUGACUGCAGAAUUUUAUUUGGGUUACUUCUAUUUAAAUUAUUGACUUAUCAAUAAAUCCUAGCUUGGUCCUGGACUUGCUCUUGCAUUUAGUUAAACAUAAAUAACAACAAUUAUUCACAAACGUUCACUCAUUACAUGCUGGACUAGACAUUCUGUGAUUAGAUGGCCAUUGAUAAAAAAAAAAAAAA
Messenger RNA from Xenopus laevis (African clawed frog), 1283 nucleotides. RefSeq names its product yrdC N6-threonylcarbamoyltransferase domain containing L homeolog (gene yrdc.L). Lineage: Eukaryota; Metazoa; Chordata; Amphibia; Anura; Pipidae. Gene Ontology annotation, molecular function: nucleotidyltransferase activity; L-threonylcarbamoyladenylate synthase activity; tRNA binding. Gene Ontology annotation, cellular component: mitochondrion; plasma membrane; cytoplasm. The record is from RefSeq and is marked provisional. Gene Ontology annotation, biological process: regulation of translational fidelity.